AUGGGGAAAGCAAUCUGUUGCGAGUGUGGGGAUUUGGGAUUUGAGAAAAAACUUGUCUACUGCUUGGAAUGCAAACAAGCUUUGGGGCACAGCUAUUGUGGGGAAUACAAACACGGCAUGAUCUGCACCACUUGCGAACUCACGAAGUUAAAAAUCGAAGAAAAAGAAGAGCCUUACAUGGUGUCUGUGUGGACGGGCUCUCUGGACUUGGUCCAGGACGAGAGCAACUUCCUAAGGAUUGAGGGCUUCCACGCCUUCUUGUCCACGCGGGCCCACAAGGCCGCGGCCCAACUUGCGGCCCAGAUGGAGCCCACCGUGGAGGUUGAGGUGCUGCCCAGAUUCCUGCUGUGGCCCAAGGAUUUCGACGGCUCAAUUGGGAUUUACUUCUUCCCGUCCUUGGCCAAACGGGAGGCAUACGAAUCCCUGCUGGACGAGAUGGUCAGGGAUGACGUGGCAAUGCGGGCCCUGCAGCCCGACGGGUCGGAGCUUCUCAUUUUUGCAUCCAUUUUACUGCCCCGCAACAUGUGUAAGUUUCAGGGGAGGUUAUUCAUGUGGGGCUACUGUGCCACAUAG
This is a messenger RNA of Striga asiatica, 573 nucleotides long. The record is from the annotation of a GenBank genome assembly. Lineage: Eukaryota; Viridiplantae; Streptophyta; Magnoliopsida; Lamiales; Orobanchaceae.